This is a messenger RNA of Physcomitrium patens, 1314 nucleotides long. RefSeq names its product nudix hydrolase 25. NCBI's taxonomy places the organism in Eukaryota, Viridiplantae, Streptophyta, Bryopsida, Funariales, Funariaceae. The record is from RefSeq and is a predicted model, not a curated record. Gene Ontology annotation, cellular component: chloroplast. Gene Ontology annotation, biological process: nucleoside phosphate metabolic process; ribose phosphate metabolic process. Gene Ontology annotation, molecular function: bis(5'-adenosyl)-pentaphosphatase activity; guanosine-3',5'-bis(diphosphate) 3'-diphosphatase activity.
UGUCUGGAAGGAUGAGAGCGUGAUUCCGUGGAUUCCGAGGGCUGGAGCGUGAUGCCGUGGCUUCGGAGGGAUUGCAUUGCGUUGCAUUGCAUUGCAGAGCAUCGCGUCGAGAGCUCCUCAGAGUGCUGGGUCAGUGGUGCCUGAGGCGGCUAUGGUGAUCACCUCCAGGUUGAUGCUGCAGGCAUUGCCAGGUCCGGGUCGCCUCCUUCCCAACCUCCACCUUCAUGCGACCACGGGCAGCUUGCCCGCCUUUAUUGCCCGCGGCGUGAGCUCUUCCUGCGUUCAAGCCAAUUGCGUCAAGCUCGGAGGAACUCCAGGGGCGUGGCGCGACUGGAGGGUGUUGGCGAACCCUAGGGUGAGCAGGGAAACUGUGUGUGGCGCUCCGGCCAGCGGACGGACUCUGCGGUGCUGUGUCGUGUCGUCCUCUGCGAUGGCUGGGCGUUGCAGUGAUCCGCCUCCAAUGUAUCGCGCCAACGUUGGUGUGGCUCUCAUCAAUGACAAGAAUGAGGUUUUUGUAGCGCAGCGAUUAGAUGUUCCUGGAGCUUGGCAAAUGCCUCAGGGAGGUAUAGAUGGAGAAGAAGACCCUCGAGCAGCAGCGUUUAGGGAACUGAGAGAAGAGACCGGAGUCACCUCUGCAGAGUAUUUGGGAGAGGUGUCUGAGUGGUUGACGUACGACUUUCCGCCAGACGUGAAAGCGAAGCUUACUACUUUGUGGGGAACAGAGUGGAAUGGACAGGCUCAGAAAUGGUUCUUGUUCAGAUUCACUGGCAAUGAUAGCGAGAUCAACUUGAUGGGCGAUGGUUCUGAAAAACCCGAAUUUUCCGAGUGGAAGUGGGUGCCAGUAGAAGACGUCAUAAGAAAUUGGCAUUCAAGAGAGAAGUUUACGAACGAGCAUUCCACCAUUUGGUCAAGUUUAUGAAGUGAUGACUAAUAUCAUGAGCUUUUCCAAUGCGCUUCCUGGCGCUGUAAGAAGCGCUGUUUGCCGGUAGCGCUUGUGGCAUGAUGAGUUAAGAGUUUAGGAGCUAUGGUUACGAGUAUUACAUUAAACCAUACGUUAUUCUACUUGGAAUAUCUGGGCACAAUGGUCGGAACACGAGGAACACCAUAUCGCUUAGUAAUUAGUCUGCUAUAAAAUGGUGGACAGUUGUUAAUUAUAGGGUUCUCUUUGUCGUAGAUCUAGCUGGUUGUACUGUUUCUACACCCAAUCAAUUGGAUACUUUCUUCGCCAGAAGGGGACAAUUUGGUUGUCAGCCUUCACAUCCAUGAAUGUUAUCUGAAGGUGGUCAAUUAUACAUCUUCACAUCAUUGACUACA